Boleophthalmus pectinirostris (great blue-spotted mudskipper) is the source of this 7091-nucleotide messenger RNA. RefSeq names its product dedicator of cytokinesis protein 9-like. NCBI's taxonomy places the organism in Eukaryota, Metazoa, Chordata, Actinopteri, Gobiiformes, Gobiidae. Gene Ontology annotation, biological process: positive regulation of GTPase activity; small GTPase-mediated signal transduction. Gene Ontology annotation, molecular function: guanyl-nucleotide exchange factor activity. The record is from RefSeq and is a predicted model, not a curated record.
UCCUUUUACCCCCAAGCUGGACCCGAUCACCUUUGGAAACAACUCUCGAGAAAUGACGAAGCUCAAAUAAAGUUAGCCUGAGGGUCAUGAGUGGAUAAAAAUAGCAGUGGAUCUGAUACUUUCGCAGGUUUCGAACGGCUCAGCGUGUGCGCCCCUCCUCGGUGCUUUUGGUGUGAUGAAUGGUGCGCUACGCCAUGGCUUCUGCUCCACCUGAGGCGAGGAAGUUCACCCGGGGGCUCAACAAACCUGGGACCGCCGCCGAGCUGAGACAAAGUGUGUCGGAAGCUGUCAGAACAUCAGUGUUGGUGGUGAAGCCAAAGAUCAUAGAGCCCCUGGACUAUGAAAAUGUGCUUCUCCAAAGGAAGACUCAGAUCAUCAGUGAUGUUCUACGGGAUAUGCUGCAAUUCCCACAAGAUGAUUUUGAGAUAUGCACCCUUAGGCGCCAGGGCCGGACUGUCUUUUCCACCGUGCCAGAGACUGCAGAGAAAGAAGCUCAGUGUCUGUUUGUGCAGGAGUGUAUCAAGACCUACAAGUCGGACUGGCAUGUGGUCAACUACAAGUACGAGGAGUAUUCAGGGGACUUCCGGCAGCUUCAGAAUAAAGUGCCCAGACCUGAACAGCUCGCCCCCCAUGUUUUUGAAGUUGACGAAGAUGUGGAAAAAGACGAGGACACGGCCUCCCUCGGAUCUCAGAAAGGAGGAGUAUCCAAACAUGGCUGGCUGUACAAAGGCAACAUGAACAGCGCAAUCAGUGUUACUAUGAGGUCUUUUAAGAGGAGGUACUUCCAUCUGGCUCAGCUGGGAGACGGCUCCUAUAACCUGAACUUCUACAAAGACGAGAACACAUCCAAGGAACCCAAAGGAACCAUCUUCUUAGACUCCUGCAUGGGGGUAGUUCAGAACAGCAAAGUGCGGCGCUUUGCUUUUGAGCUGAAGAUGCAGGACAAAAGCACAUUUUUACUGGCCGCAGACAGUGAGGGAGAGAUGGACGAGUGGAUCAGUACACUCAACAAAAUCCUUCACAGCAGUUUCGAGCAGGCCAUGCAGGAGAAGAGAAAUGGAGACAUACACGAUGCAGACGAAGAACACGGAAAAGCAGACAUCUCAUCCGGAAGUUUUCAGGACAGCUUUCAGACCGCCAGAGACAUCGAGUCCAAAAUGAAAAGUGAAGCACGACUCAAACUGUUCACUCUGGACCCUGACACCCAGAAACUAGACAUCUCCGGGAUUGAGCCAGACAUACGGCAAUUCGAGGAAAAGUUCGGGAAGAGAGUUUUGGUCAGCUGCCACGACCUCUCAUUCAACUUACAGGGUUGCGUUGCCGAGAACGAAGAAGGGCCCACUACUAAUGUGGAGCCGUUCUACGUAGUGCUGUCCUUAUUUGACGUCCAAAACAGUAGAAAGAUCUCCGCAGAUUUCCACGUGGACCUGAAUCACCCUUUAGUUCGACAGAUGACCGGUGCAGGUUCGGGGCAGGAUGUUCAAAUCAACGGUGAUCCUCGGGCUCUCCCUGAAGCCGCUCUGCAGUAUCCCAAACAGGGUGUGUUCUCGGUCACAUGUCCACAUCCAGAGAUCUUCCUGGUUGCAAGGAUUGAGAAGGUGCUUCAGGGAGGUAUUACCCACUGCACUGAACCAUACAUGAAGAGUUCAGAUUCAACAAAGAUUGCACAGAAGGUUUUGAAAAAUGCCAAGACAGCAUGCAGCAGACUGGGACAGUAUAGGAUGCCUUUUGCCUGGGCCGCUAGGCCUGUAUUCAAAGACGCAUCAGGGACUUUGGACAAAAGCACUCGGUUUUCAGCUCUCUACAGACAGGACAGCAGCAAGUUGUCAGAUGAGGACAUGUUCAAACUACUCACUGACUUCAGAAAACCGGAGAAGAUGGCCAAACUCCCCGUGCUUUUAGGCAACUUGGAUGUGACAAUCGACAGUGUUGCUCCCGAUGUAACAAAUUGCGUUACUUCUUCUUACAUCCCUGUAAGAAACUUUGAGGGUAAUGGACCAGGCAGCGCUUUGCUAGAAGUUGAAGAAUUUGUCCCUUGCAUUGCCAAAUGUUCCCAACCGUUUACCAUCUACAAAAACCACCUUUAUGUUUACCCAAAGCAUCUCAAAUACGAUGGCCAGAAGUCAUUUGCCAAGGCAAGGAACAUCGCAGUGUGCAUAGAAUUUAAAGACUCUGAUGAGGAUGAAGCACAGCCGCUAAAGUGCAUUUACGGGCGUCCAGGAGGUCCUCUCUUCACAAAACAAGCAUAUGCCGCUGUUCUCCACCACCAGCAGAACCCAGAGUUUUAUGAUGAGAUAAAGAUCGAGCUGCCCACUCAACUGCACGAGAAACACCACCUCCUCUUCACCUUUUAUCAUGUGAGCUGUGACAGUAACAGCAAGAAGAAAGACCUGAUUGAGACUCCAGUGGGAUCUGCUUGGUUACCUUUGCUCAGAGAUGGCAGGGUUAUUAUGAACGAGCAGCUUUUGCCUGUUGCUGCCAAUCUGCCUGCCGGGUAUCUAAGUUCCCAGGACACUGUCACCAAGCACUCAGGCUCAGAGAUCAAGUGGGUUGACAGUGGAAAACCUCUGUUCAAAGUCUCCACUCAUCUUGUCUCUACAGUUUAUACUCAGGAUCAACAUUUGCACAACUUCUUUCACCACUGUCAAAAGAUGAACUUAUCAGAGCAAGCGCUGGAGGGCGAGCUGGUCAAAUACCUCAAGAGCCUUCAUGCAAUGGAGGGGCAUGUCAUGGUCAACUUCCUCCCCACUAUAAUCAACCAGUUGUUUUGUGUGCUAACCAGAGCCACACAUGAAGAUGUAGCAGUCAACGUGACAAGGGUGAUGGUGCAUGUAGUCGCACAGUGCCACGAGGAGGGGCUGGAGCACUAUCUCAGAUCAUACGUCAAGUUCGUGCUGAAACCCGAGCCAUAUUCUGGUUUAAAUGUGAAAACUGUUCAUGAGGAACUAGCAAAAGCGAUGACAGCUAUUUUGAAGCCAUCCACUGAUUUUCUGACAAGUAACAAGCUGCUAAAGCACUCCUGGUAUUUCUUUGAGGCAUUAGUGAAGUCGAUGGCUCAUUAUCUCAUAGAAAGUGGGAAAGUGAAGCUCUCCAGAAACCAGCGUUUUUCAGCCUCCUUCUAUCACGCCGUGGAGACUCUGGUCAACAUGUUGAUGCCUCAUAUCACACAGAAGUACAAGGACAACCUGGAUGCAGCACGCAACGCUAAUCACAGCCUGGCAGUUUUCAUUAAACGCUGCUUCACCUUCAUGGACCGAGGCUUUGUGUUCAAACAAAUUAACAAUUACAUAAACUGCUUUGUACCCGGAGAUCCCAAGACGCUGUAUGAAUUUAAGUUUGAGUUCCUGCGCGUCGUCUGCAGUCAUGAGCACUUUGUUCCACUCAACCUGCCCAUGCCCUUUGGAAAGGGGAGAAUACAAAGGUUCCAGGAUCUCCAACUGGAUUACUCCUUGACUGAUGACUUCUGUCGAAACCACUUCCUGGUGGGCCUGCUGCUGAGGGAGGUGGGCGGGGCUCUCCAGGAGCACAGAGAGAUCCGACAGAUUGCCAUACAGGUGCUCAAAGCUCUGAUGAUCAAACACACAUUCGAUGACCGCUAUGCUGCAAAAAGCCACCAGGCCCGGCUGGCCACUCUGUACCUCCCUAUGUUUGGACUGCUUCAGGAGAAUGUCCACAGGUUGGACAUGAAAGACCUGCCCCCUUUCAGUCACCACAGUAAUCCCAGAGAGGACUCACUGGUGCCAAAUGCUAUGGUGACGCCGCACAAACCUGGCAGUUGUAUAGAAAAUGCUCUCCACAAAGAUGUAUUUGGGGUUAUCUCUGGAACAGCCUCUCCCCAUAGCUCCACUCCAAAUAUCAGCUCUGUUCAUGCAGACUCCAGAGGCUCCCUCAUCUCCACUGACUCUGGGAACAGCCUGUUGGACAAAAGCAGUGACAGAACCAACUCACUUGAAAAGAACCAGUGUGCGUCGGCCCUGGGUAGCACCAUGCUUCGCUGCGAUAAGCUGGACAGAGACGAGAUCAGAAACCUGCUCAUGUGUUUUCUACAUAUACUCAAAAGCAUGUCAGAGGAGGCUCUUUUUGCAUACUGGAACAAAGCUGCUCCCUCAGACCUAAUGGACUUCUUUACACUAUUAGAAGUAUGUCUUCAUCAGUUUCGAUAUAUGGGCAAAAGAUUCAUCGCCAGGAGCCAGGACGGUACAAGCCUGUUGACUCCAGAUAAGAAGUCUUUAACUCUGCCCGUGUCUCGAAACAGGGCAGGGCUUCUGCACGCACGCCUACAGCAGCUGGGAACACCUGACGCACACACCUUCAAUAACAUGUACUCUCACGCUGAAGCAGACGUGAGCAGCCAGUGUCUCCUCGAGGCCAAUGUGUCCACAGAGGUGUGUCUUACAGUACUGGACACUCUCAGCAUCUUUAUUAUGGGCUUCAAGACACAGUUGACCUCUGACCUCGGGCACAACCCUCUCAUGAAGAAAGUUUUCCAGGUCCAUCUGUGUUUUCUGCAAAUUCCACAAUCAGAAACAGCGCUCAAACACAUCUUCACCUCCCUCAGGACUUUCAUCUACAAGUUUCCCUGUACGUUCUUUGAUGGCCGUGCAGACAUGUGUGCCUCUCUGUGCUAUGAAAUCCUCAAGUGCUGUAAUUCCAAGCUCAGCUCUAUCCGAAGCGACGCAGCUCAUCUGCUCUACUUCCUCAUGAAAAGCAACUUCGACUACACCGGCCGCAAGUCCUUUGUACGAACGCACCUGCAGGUGGUCAUUGCUGUGAGCCAACUGAUUGCAGAUGUGAUUGGGAUCGGUGGCACCCGAUUCCAACAGUCCCUGUCCAUUAUAAACAACUGUGCCAACAGUGACAAGAAUAUCAAGCAUACAGCGUUCCCCUCCGAUGUAAAGGACUUGAUGAAGCGCAUUCGGACAGUUCUGAUGGCCACAGAGCAGAUGAAGGAGCACGAGAAUGACCCUGAGAUGUUGGUAGAUCUUCAGUACAGUUUGGCCAAGUCCUACACCAGCACACCUGAACUCCGCAAGACUUGGCUGGACAGCAUGGCCCGUAUUCACAAUAAGAAUGGAGAUUUAUCAGAGGCAGCUAUGUGUUACGUGCAUGUGGCAGCUCUUGUGGCUGAGUAUUUGUGGAGAAAAGGCAUGUUCAGACAGGGCUGUGCUGCUUUCCGGGUCAUCACCCCGAACAUAGACGAGGAGGCGGCCAUGAUGGAGGACGUGGGAAUGCAGGACGUUCACUUCAAUGAGGAGGUGCUGAUGGAGCUGCUGGAGGAGUGUGCGGACGGUCUUUGGAAAGCUGAGCGUUAUGAACUAAUCGCAGAUGUCUACAGACUUAUAAUACCCAUCUAUGAACAGAGGAGAGACUUUGAGAAACUGACACAUCUGUAUGAUACAUUGCAUCGCGCCUACACCAAAGUCAUAGAAGUGAUGCAUUCUGGGAAAAGACUGCUGGGGACAUACUUCAGAGUGGCCUUCUUUGGGCAGGGUUUCUUUGAGGAUGAAGAUGGGAAGGAGUACAUCUACAAAGAGCCUAAAUUCACUCCACUCUCUGAGAUUUCCCAGAGGCUGCUCAAGCUCUACUCUGACAAGUUUGGCCAAGAAAAUGUCAAAAUAAUCCAAGACUCUGGCAAGGUGAACCCAAAGGAUCUAGAUUCGAAGUAUGCUUACAUCCAAGUUACCCAUGUCACUCCUUAUCUGGAUGAUAAAGAGCUGGAAGAUCGUAAAACAGAUUUCGAGAAAAGCCACAAUAUCCGAAGAUUUGUUUUUGAGACACCUUUUACCGUGUCGGGGAAGAAGCAAGGAGGAGUAGAUGAGCAGUGCAAGCGAAGGACCAUUCUCACAACCACCCACUGUUUUCCAUAUGUGAAGAAGCGAAUAGCUGUGAUGUACCAGCACCAGACUGACCUAAGCCCUAUCGAAGUGGCUAUUGAUGAGAUGAGCGCCAAGGUUGCUGAACUUCGCCUGCUUUGUUCCGCCUCUGAGGUUGACAUGAUAAAACUGCAACUAAAACUACAAGGCAGCAUCAGUGUCCAGGUGAAUGCUGGACCACUUGCAUACGCCAGAGCUUUUCUAGAUGACAGCAGUGCCAAGAAAUACCCGGACAACAAGGUUAAACAGUUAAAGGAAGUAUUCAGGCAGUUUGUAGAUGCCUGUGGUCAAGCUUUGGGAGUGAAUGAGCGGUUAAUCAAAGAGGAUCAGCAGGAGUACCAUGACGAGAUGAAGGCCAACUACAGAGACCUGACCAGGGAGCUGUCCAACAUCAUGCAUGAACAGAUUUUCCCAGUAGAAGAUGGCUCCCGAAAUGCCCUAUCGGACUCAAUGGGUAUCUUCAAUGCUAUCAGUGGCACUCCAACCAGUGCUAACCCACACGGCUCCACCACCAUACUCUGAUAUAUAGAAGAUGGGGAAUCAUCUGCCAAUCAAAUCAUUUUUUUUACCCUGGCAUAUUCCUACAGCUGGAAAAGAAGAAGACAAUUGUUUCCUAUGGAGACUUUUUAGAAAUUGAGAAAUGGGCUAUAAUAUAUAUCUUAUUUUGUCUUACUGUUUUUAAUCCUGAUGUUGUUGAACACAUGUAGUGACUAAGCAAAAUAAGCAAGCUAAGAGAAAGUGUGUUAUCUAAAUGGUCCUGGCUUCCCUGACUCCACCCUGUAAACACGAUACAAAGGUCAAAAUACAUGGACUGCUUUAGCAUUUGUAGUAUUACAUCUUUUUAUUGUAAAUGCAUAAUAUUUUUUACACAUUUCCUAGUUCUGCUCCUCCAUGGGUUGUGUGCAGUGAAUUUUUUUAUCUUUCCGAUGGAUUUAUUGCUAUUUUUAAGCCAAUUGAUGUUUGUUUUAUAAAGCCAAGCAAAGUACAUCAUUUUAAAAUAUUUUCUGUAAAAGAAAUUUGUGCAAUAUUUUAAUGUUACCAAGGCGACAGUACCUACCUAUGCUCUUGCCAAAGACAUCAGAAUAGACUGUGCAAUGCUAGGCGCAACAUUUGCAAUCUAUUGUGUUCAUAGAUAAAAUGACUUUUAUCACUAUUAAAAGGAUAGUUUUACGUAUUGGUUGUAAAUAUGGUUAUGACUUAUAAAUAAAGAAAACAAUA